This is a messenger RNA of Trichoplax adhaerens, 2445 nucleotides long. RefSeq lists its product as uncharacterized. Lineage: Eukaryota; Metazoa; Placozoa; Uniplacotomia; Trichoplacea; Trichoplacidae. The coding region runs from base 1 to 2445 and encodes 814 amino acids. Gene Ontology annotation, cellular component: cytoplasm; actin cytoskeleton. The transcript is spliced from 26 exons. Gene Ontology annotation, biological process: barbed-end actin filament capping; cytoskeleton organization; actin polymerization or depolymerization. The record is from RefSeq and is a predicted model, not a curated record. Gene Ontology annotation, molecular function: actin filament binding; phosphatidylinositol-4,5-bisphosphate binding.
AUGAGUGAUCCAGCAUUUGAAGAAGCAGGAAAAACGCCAGGAUUAGAAAUAUGGCGUAUUGAGAAAUUGGAGGUAGUUAAGCAAGAGCCUGAAACUUAUGGAAAGUUUUAUAAUGGUGACUCUUAUAUCUGUUUAAGUACCAAGAAAAAGAAUAAUAAGUUAUGUUGGGAUAUUCAUUUCUGGCUUGGAGAGGAGACGUCACAGGAUGAAUCUGGAGUUGCUGCUUACAAAACGGUUGAAUUGGAUGAGCUUCUUGGAGGUAGUCCUGUGCAACAUCGAGAGGUCCAGAAUCACGAAUCUAGCCUAUUUUUAUCCUAUUUUAAGCAAGGAGUGUGCUACGCCGAAGGAGGCGUUGAAUCUGGUUUCAAAAAAGUUGAACGUGGUGCAUAUGAAAAAAGAUUAUUGCAUAUCAAAGGCAAACGCCAAGUCCGAGUUUAUCCAGUGGAAGUUAAUGUAACUUCAUUAAAUGAUGGCGAUUGUUUCAUACUGGAUGACGGCGAAAAAAUUUAUUGUUGGUGCGGUAAAGACAGUAGCCGGAAGGAGCGGAUGAAAGCAUCAGAUGUAGCCAGGGGCAUUCGUGAUGGUGAACGUGGCGGUAAAGCUCGUAUUUAUAUUAUAGAUGACGGAGAGGAUGAUGAUAGUGAAUUUUUUGAAGCGUUGGGUGGAUUUAACCGCGAACAAGUAUUAUCUGCUGAAGCCGGCGGCGAUGAUGUUUCUUUUGAAGAAGAAUCAGCAGAGCAUAUUCGUUUAUACAGAAUCUCUGACGCUAGCGGGGACUUAGAAACUACGGAGGUCGAUGAGAAACCACUAAAAUAUGAACAUUUAGACCAUAACGAUUCUUUUAUCUUGGAUACCGGAGGCAAAGGAAUUUUUGCAUGGGUUGGUUCAAAGUGCACUAAAGCCGAGAAACGAAGUGCUAUGAGUCAAGCUGUGAAAUUUAUUGAAGAACGGAAUUAUCCUAAGUGGACUCCUGUUACUCAAGUAAUGGAUGGUGAUGAGAAUGCUCUAUUUAAGCAGUAUUUCGCAUCAUGGCCGAGCCGAAAUAUUGUUAUUGCAGCACCUAAGCCUAGUCAGAGUAAUAUCGCUCAAGUAUCACAAGAUGAAAUCGAUCUAAAAGCACUACAUCAACAACAUAUUCAAAAGAAGCAAACAACUUUGCCUGAUAAUGGGGAUGGACGUGUCAAAAUAUGGCGGAUUGAAAAUUUUCAAAAAGUUCCCGUCGAUGAAGAAGUUUAUGGCAAAUUUUAUGGUGGUGAUAGCUACAUCCUGCUGUACAAAUAUCUCAAGCAUGGAACUGAGCAAUACAUAAUUUAUUUUUGGCUGGGAUUAAAAAGUAGCCAGGAUGAACAAGCAUCUGCGGCUGCUUUAGUUACUGCAAUGGACGAUAAUCUAGAUGGAAUGGCUACCCAAAUACGUGUUGUUCAAAAUAAAGAACCCGAGCAUUUUUUACUGAUAUUUAAAGGAAAACUGGUCAUUUUUGAGAACGUUAACGAUAAAGAUUCUUAUGAUACUGAUGGUGUUAUGCUUUUCCAAAUUCAUGGAACUACAGCUUUUAAUACUAAAGCCAUUCAGGUGGCUGAAAGGGCAUCGUCGUUAAACUCGAACGAUGUGUUUGUUCUUAAAACACCACAAGAAACAGCAAUUUGGGUAGGCAAGGGAGCCAAUAAUGAUGAAAAGGAUAUGGGUAAAACCAUUGCGAAGUUCAUUUCGCCAAAAACAGAUAUUGGAGUUGUUAAUGAAGGUCAUGAACCUGAAUGGUUCUGGCCUGCAUUAGGCGGUAAAACUGAGUAUGCUUCUGGUGAAAGAUUACAGGAAGCUACACUAUCGCAACCGCCACGAUUAUUUCAAUGCUCUAACGCUUCAGGAAAAUUUAAAGUCGAAGAAAUUCCAGAUUUCGAUCAAGAGUCUGAUUUAAGUGAAGACGACGUAAUGCUAUUGGAUACGUAUGAUGAAGUUUUCGUUUGGAUUGGUGAAGGAGCUCGCCCAGAGGAAAAAAAGGCAGCAUUAGAAUUAGCAGUGAAAUAUGUAAAGUCGGACACUUCUGGACGCGAUAUUAACAACACCACCAUGGUUCAAGUUAAACAAGGCAGUGAGCCAAUAGCUUUUACCUGUAAUUUUGUAGCUUGGGACCUCAAUAAAUGGAGCAACGGAAAAUCUUAUGCUGAUUUAAAAGCCGAGCUUGGUAAAGAAAAUGCUGGUGUAACCUUAAUUUCUGAUGUAAGUUAUCCAGUGAUUUCUACUUCUGAGUUAGCUAAAUAUAACAAAAAGUAUGAUUAUGAAUUUUUAAUAUCUCCUGACUUACCAGAAGAAAUUGACGCAUGCCAUAAAGAGCGCUAUCUAACAGAUGAAGACUUUGAGAAAGUUUUUAAUAUAACAAGAGAAGAGUUCGAAGCAAAACCGCAAUGGCGUCAACAGCUCUUAAAGAAGCAGAAAAAACUAUUUUAA